Molecule: messenger RNA, 2673 nt
Organism: Cynoglossus semilaevis (tongue sole)
Lineage: Eukaryota; Metazoa; Chordata; Actinopteri; Pleuronectiformes; Cynoglossidae
Product: transcription factor HES-5-like
Exons: 5
Coding region: 1147-1716 (189 amino acids)
Biological process (GO): regulation of DNA-templated transcription
Molecular function (GO): protein dimerization activity; DNA binding
Source: RefSeq, a predicted model, not a curated record
GUUAUCUAUGCCUAAUUUCUUUUAGCAUUUCCUAGAAACUUUAAGCUAUUUUGCUGCAUGUUACCCUUUCUGUAACUCUUCCCUUUCUAAUUAUUGUUAAUUAAGUUUUUACUUUCUUGGAUAACAAUAUACUUCAAUGUCUGAGAUGGCAUUUAUUUAAAAUAAUGUACUAUACCAAUAAACCAAGUCAUUUCUGAUCCUAGCGCCAGUCAAGGAAGCAGCACUAGGAUUAGAAGGGUUUGAUUCUAAGCUGUUGAUAAAGGUUCUGUGUGAUAACGUUCUCCUCUUAAUUUAGCCUGGUUAAUUCAGAUAGUGUCUAAACCGCUGGGUCUUUCUCUGCAUGUAAUUACUAAGAUUACGUGUUGUUAUUUCUUAAAUACAUGGCUUUUAUACAAAAAUCCCAUUUGUGUCUAAACUGCAAAACAAAAGACUUUAGAGCCGACUCCGACAGUUUGGCAAGCACCAAUGGAAAAAAGAGAAAAGCUCCGAUUGAAACGAUGACCGAGUAAAACAGAGGAGAAAUUAGGUUGGCAGAAGUUAAUGAGUGGGCACCAGACAGAAAGAGACAAGGCAGGAAAACAGAGGCUGGAAGGAGCGGGAAAGUCUUGCUGUGGAGUGUGCCAACUCCCUUUGGAGAAUAGUCAGGUCUGGUGGGCUGGAGGAUGCUAAUCACACUCAACUGUGACUCCUCUCUCUCAGGCUUUCCCACACUCUGCUCCACUCAACAAUAGACAUGUGCCUUGUUAAAUGCUAAUUCAUCUGCACACACGCUGAUCCCAGAUCUCCCCCGAGGCUACGGAGUUUGUUGUUGGACACUCUCCCUCAAUUAGGGAGAAGUGGGCUGCAGAUAAACACAAAUAUUUUGAUCUAAAACAGAUGUGGAUAUAAACAGCAAAAAUGCAGUAGUAAAGAAUUCCCCUCCCACCGGUGGUCUUUGUCUGCUCUGCCUCCUUUGUCCCCGAGGGCCUCUAUGAUCAGCGUGUGCUCACUCAGAGUCAUCGAUCUGCUCCCCGUCUCUCUACAGGGUCACCACUUUCCCAGAUUCACACGGAGCUCUGAGCUCUGUGAUUGGCUGAGAGUGUGAGAAAGUGCAGUCAGACCCAGACCCACACAUUCAUAUGGAGAUGUGGGACUAUAAAUAGGAGGAUGAAGCCAGCAGAGAUCAGACUCUCUCUACAGAGACCUCUACAGCACACACAUCCAGACAUGGCUCCUACAAUCACUGCAGCAGUGACCAACUCUCAGCAGCAGCAUCAUCAUCAUCAUCAUCUGACUGGGACUCACAAGCUCAGAAAGCCUCUGGUGGAGAAGUUACGCAGAGAGAGAAUCAACAGCAGCAUUGAGCAGCUCAAGUCUCUCCUGGGUCCAGAGUUCCUCAAACAGCAGCCAGACUCCAAGCUGGAGAAAGCAGACAUCCUGGAGAUGACAGUUUUCUUCCUGACACAGCUGCAGCGGCAGAAGAACCGACCUGAGGACUCAACAGUUGUCCAUCAAGGCUACUCCAGGUGUGUCCAGGCGGUGGCUCACUUCCUGUCCAGUGAGGAGCUGAAGACACAGUCACAGAAAAAACUGAUGAUGAAGCAGUUCAACCAGAUGUCAUCCUCCUCUGACAACAACCUGACAGAGGCCGACUUCUCUCCUCUGAGCUCCACAGUCCACAGCUGCGGCACCAAAAACAAGAAUCUGGCCAGCAGUGCCCCCUGGAGGCCGUGGUAGACAGAAAAGGACUUGUUAAAAAAUGUAUUAUUGCAUAUUUAAAUGUAGAGUUCUUUUCUUUUUUAUAAGCUUUUGUGAAAGCUGUGUUUUGUUCUGUGAUAUUUGCAGCCAUCAGUUUGACUACAGUCUGUAGUUGAAGGUGUGAAGUUCACAUUGUUAUUAUUCUCAGUGAGAAUUCUUCUGUAUUUCCAGUCACAUUAACAGUGAUUUAUUUACACACUUGUUCAUGUUGAACAUGUCUUAAGAAUAUUUGUGAUGUUUAAAUACUCAUACUUGUAUAUGACUCGAAUACCGUCUGUAUUUUAACAGACUGCGUUGUUGUUUUUGUCUGCAAAAGUCAAAUGUGUUGCGUUUGUCCCUCUGUGAGUGACAGCACUCUCACCUUCAGUGAAGGGCUUUUAUUUUGAAAAACUGAAUGUAUCUCUUCAAGCCAAGUGAUGCGCAAUAAAACAAUCAGGAAAAAAAACAGAAAAAAAUGCUUUUGUUCAUUUUUAUCACUCAUUCUCCAACUUCACUGCCUACACUGAUGUACAGCUCUCCUCCUCCUCAUUCUCCAUGUGUCUGAGUUGGCAAUACUGUGAGACAAUCAAAAAGUUAAUUUGUUCAUUUAACUAAAUACAUUUCAAGGUAGGAUGGUAUAACAGGAGUAAUUUUAAAAUUUAAAACUGAUUUCAACAAACAUGUUAUAUUUAAUCUGGGUUGUUUUAAAAGAUUAAUUAUUUUAAAAUCAGAGCAGUCUUUUCUAAUCAAACUAGAAUGAAAACCUGUUGAAAUUACGUACAUUUUAUUCCAUAAUUUUAUUUCCACUUCCAUCUGAUUUAUUUAUUUUUCUAAAACUGAAAGAACAUUUAAACUCCCUAAGACGAGGCCAUAAAGCAGGCUGUGACCUGGUGUCAAAGAUGUCCCCCAGAAUUCUAUGCGGAAGGAAUUCUCGUAUGGUAUCGUCACAUGCAGAGG